AUGGCUGACUGGGACAAGAAUGAGCAAAUGGCAGCAUGGGACAAAAAAUAUGUCUCGACGAAUGUCAAACCCAAUGCGAGAAACGCAGCUAUCAUUGCGUCGGCCUGUUGUGCUGUCGGUCGCGCUGAUGUGGUCGGUCGCAUCUUUGAUGACCUGACGACCGAUGCCUCACCUGAGGACUCGCAAAAGCUCUUCAUGCAAAUGCGCGAGGCCAUUACCAUCGUGUUUCCAUACCUUGGGAUGCCUACGCUGGUGCCGGCCUGCUAUGGUAUGAUUGGAGUAGUUAACAGGAAGGGGCUCUCCUAUGCUCACGAGGAGAGACUCCGCCAACCCAUCAUCGAUGCAGUUACCGUCGACACUGGAUUUCAACUUCGGUCACAGAUAUACCGCGGAGUCGGGAACGAGGAGAUUUUCUCGCAGAUGGAGAAGCUCUUUACUGAUCUGCAUUUCUGUUCAACCGUCGUAGGUUGGGGAUUUUUAAUCUCAAAAGCCAGUGAGGAGGUUUUUGGCUUGGAGCAUUCCCAUCUCAUCGUGGCUGCUACCAUCAUGGCCCUGGGGGCUACGAGACAAACCAGGAGCCAUAUUAAGGCAACUCUAGGCCUGGGAAACUCGAUUGAUGUCGUGAAAGCAGUCGCUGAGACUGUAAUGGAUAUCUGCGACUGGGCUGAGAGGAAUAUUGAGAGUUUCGACUUUGAUGCGCUUUCGGUCGAGAUUCAAGCAGGGUUAUUAAAAAAGUAG
Fusarium keratoplasticum is the source of this 738-nucleotide messenger RNA. RefSeq lists its product as uncharacterized. NCBI's taxonomy places the organism in Eukaryota, Fungi, Ascomycota, Sordariomycetes, Hypocreales, Nectriaceae. The transcript has 4 exons. The coding region runs from base 1 to 738 and encodes 245 amino acids. The record is from RefSeq and is a predicted model, not a curated record.